Messenger RNA from Rubroshorea leprosula, 3879 nucleotides. The record is from the annotation of a GenBank genome assembly. Lineage: Eukaryota; Viridiplantae; Streptophyta; Magnoliopsida; Malvales; Dipterocarpaceae.
AGGUCCGAGGAACAACCAGCUGAGAAAAGGCCAGCUUAUGUGCAUAAAGAAGGCAGUAGCAGAAGGACAAACAGAACACACCAACAGCCAACUCGUGCGUAUGAAGAAGGUAGAAGCAAAGGGACAAACAGAUCAACUCAACAGAGACAAACAUGGAGAAAGAAGAGCAGAGGUGAGGAGUGGUCAGGAAUUGAAUUCAAGGUCAAGGAAGAAGACUAUGAAUGGCUUCGCGGUUGCUAUGUCGUUGGUAUUAAUGGACUGUGAGGAGAAGGAAGAGCUAAGGGACUUAGUACAGGGAGCGGCAGACUGGCUAGGCCAAUGGUUCAUAGAUAUUCAACCUUGGACACCUAUAGCAGUGGCAAAGGAAAGGUUUGUAUGGUUGAGAUGCCAAGGAGCUCCUCUUCAUGCUUGGGGAUUCUUAAUAUCCAUGCAAAUCAUGAAUACAAUAUCUGUCAUGCGGAGAAUCAAAGUGAAUGGAGUCAUGUAUGAUCUGAAAUUCACGGAAGAGGAGCUGGUAAAUAGCUUGUUUUCAACAAGGCACGAUUUCAAGCCAAAUUUCAGCACUGAUUCAGAAUAUGAGGAAUCAUGGACGGACUGCAAUGACUUGGAGCUCAACCAUGAAGAAAACGACUGGGGUGUUGAUCUGGAACAGCUCACCGGUGAUGGAGAAGAAGAAGGAGAAAACAGGGAUUUCAGCCAAUUUGACAAAUGGUCGUCUGCCAAUCCAAGAAACGAGGUGGAAUUUGAAUUUGAAGAAGAAAAGGGUGAUGUGAAAGGACACAAGCUGGUGGAUAGCUUCCCCUCUAGCUGGCUAGGUGAAGAACAAUCAGUGGAAGUAGUAGCUGACAGUUUUGACAGGUCUACGGAAGCUAGUGAAUUAGAAGGUAGAGUUGAGGCUGGUUUAUUUGAAAAUAGUCCACAAAAUGAGCUGUCUACAAACCCUAUUGAGAGUUCAGCUGGCAAUAACUUGGGCCUACAACAUAAGCCCAACUUAGAGGCCACAUGCCAAGCCCAUGACAAUGAACAACAAGUGGGAGGGCAGAUAUGGGCUAACCAGACGAAUGAUACAACCAAAGGUAUGGAAAAUGAGUCCAGAAUUGAGCAAGAAUCUGUUCCGCAACAAAAGAACAGAUCUGCAGUAAAAGAGAAGAAAGCAUGGCGAGAAGAUAUCCUAAAGUUUCAGCCGGGCAUGAACAAUGAAGUUGCAGGGGGUUCUGUGGUAGAUAGUGGUAUACAGAAUCGAAAUAGAUUGUUGAAGGAACACCCAAGUCGCAGAAUUGCAGAGGAGCUGUGGGAUUUUGCUAGGAAAAUUGGGGUUGUUGCUGAAAAUGAGGAACAAAUCAUCAACAAGCUUGAUGAAAUGGAGGUGCGUGAUAGAAGAGCAAAUGAAGCGGACUGCUCAAAAGAUUCAAAGAAGAAACAGAAGCAUAUUGACUGGGGGCCUAAGCCAUUCAAGUUUUUCAAUGCAUGGUUUCAACAAGAAGGUUGCAUGGAGUUGGUUAAAGAGGUGUGGGGGUUGGCAAACAUUCAAGGAUGGGUAGGGUUUCAACUUAAGGAAAAGCUGAAAUUGACAAAGGAAGCUUUGAAAAGGUGGAGCAAAACACUUCUCCCAGUUAUUGAUGCCAAAAUAAACAAGACUACUACAGAGAUAGCACAAAUUGAUAAGAAGGGGGAAGAGAAAUCUAGAAAGGCAUGGUUGAACCUUGGCGACGCCAACACAAGUUUCUUUCACAAGUGCAUCAAGGGGAGAUGGAGAAGAAAUGAAAUGACUUCUAUACAAAUCAAAGGAACACAAAUUCUGUGUGCCAGCAGAAUGAUGGAGGAGAUUGCUUCCUUUUUUGAAGACAUAUUCAAAGAAGAACAGUGGGACAAACCAAAGCUAGAAGGGGUGAGCUUCAAGCAGAUUUCACAGUUAGAAAAUGACCAUCUGGUUGGAGCUUUCAGUGAGGAAGAGAUAGAUGCAGCGGUGCGGGAGUGUGACAGCUCAAAGGCGCCUGGACCAGAUGGAUUCAAUUUCGUCUUUGUCAAGAAUGUGUGGGAGCUAAUAAGGGUAGAUGUAAUCAAAUUCUUGCAUGAAUUCCAUAAAAAUGGUAAGCUGGUUAGAGGACUUAACACAUCUUUCAUUGUCCUUGUGCUGAAAGUGGAUAACCCACAGAAGAUAGAGGAAUAUAGACCCAUUUCCCUCAUUGGCGUAAUGUAUAAAAUCCUUGCAAAGCUUCUUGCUAACAGGUUAAAGGUGGUCCUUGAUGGGAUUGUCGGUGAACAACAGAUGGCAUUUAUUAGAGGAAGGCAACUAAUGGAUGGAGUAGUGGUAGCAAAUGAGGUGAUUGAUGAUGUAAAGAAGAAGAGGAAAGAGACAUUCUUGUUCAAGAUCGACUUUGAAAAGGCAUAUGAUAAGAAAGGGUUAUUGGACGGAGUAGAGGUGGGGAGCAGAGGCUUUAAAGUUUCUCACCUACAAUACGUGGACGACAAAAUUCUCUUUGCUAAAGCUAAAGAGGAAAAUGUGUGGGCAAUGAAGGGUGUCUUGAGAGCUUUUGAACUAGUCUCGGGCCUAAAGAUAAACUUCAACAAAAGUCAUUUGAUUGGCAUACAUGUGCAAGAGAGCUGGCUCAACAAAAUGUCAUGGGUGCUUUGCUGCAAAGUUGGGGUUUUUCCAUUUAAAUAUCUGGGCAUCCCCAUUGGAGGAAGCAGUAGAAAUAAGGCCUUUUGGAAACCGCUAGUGGAAUUAUUGUCUACAAAGCUAUCUACAUGGAAGGGUCGGUACUUAUCUCUUGGUGGACGGAUUACCCUUAUUAAUUUAGUGCUAUCCAGUCUUCCUGUGUUUUGGAUGUCGAUGUAUCUCAUCCCAAAAGGUACGAUUCUUUCACUUGAUAAAAUUCGUAUAGGUUUCUUAUGGGGUGGGGCUGUAGGAGAAAAGAAAAUAAAUUGGGUGAAGUGGGAACAGGUCUGCAAAGGUAAAAAACAGGGUGGUUUGGGGGUUAAGGAUUUGAGAAAAUUUAAUAUAGCCCUAUUAGGAAAAUGGUGGGGGAGGAUAGUCAUGGCAGAUAAAGGGCUCUGGAAAAAGGUUAUUGCGGAGAAGUAUGGUCGGGUAAGGGAACCAAGCUUCAAUUGGUUGAGGGAGAACAUGAAUUUCGGCUCAUCUUGGUGGAGGGAUUUAAGUAGAUUGAAUGAUAUUGACAAAGAGAAGAAAGGAUGGUUAGUGGAUGGGCUGGAAUUAAAACUAGGGGAAGGGGUAGACAUUAGAAAGGACUAUAAGAUCUCACAAAUGGGAGGUUGGCACAAUGAUAUUUGGAAGUGGAGUCUACAAUGGAGAAGGUCCCUAUUUAGCUGGGAAGAACAUCAGGAAUUGGAGCUAAAGGAGAUUAACGAGAAAACAAUUGCAAGAGGGAGACCAGAUCAAAGGAUAUGGAUUCACAGUAAAGAUGGUAGUUAUACAACCAAAUCAGCAUACCAGAUACUUGCAGUAGAACACAGAAACAGCCAGCAGGGGUUGGCUCUACAAAAAGUAUGGAAUCCACUUAUACCGAGUAAAAUCUCAGCAUUCUCUUGGCAAUUGCUACAAGGUAAAAUUCCAACCAAGGAUAAUCUGAUGAAGAGAGGCGUGAUUAAGGACCCAGGCAAGUGCAGAUGUGAAUUAUGUGGUGCAGGGGAGGAGAAUUCCAGCCACCUUUUUGUUCAGUGCAAAGUGGCACGUGAUCUAUAGACAGCUUGCUACAAAUGGUGGGGAAUUAAAAUAGUAACUGAUAGAGAUUGCUGGAGAUUUUUUGAACAACACUCCAGUAUGCUGGAAACAGUGGUGGUGAAGCAGGGAUGGGAAUGUAUAUGGUUUGUAGUGAUAUGGACAAUUUGGUUGGCUAGGAAUGAAAAAUUGUUUAGGGG